Mycosarcoma maydis (corn smut) is the source of this 852-nucleotide messenger RNA. RefSeq names its product orotidine-5'-phosphate decarboxylase. Gene Ontology annotation, cellular component: cytosol. NCBI's taxonomy places the organism in Eukaryota, Fungi, Basidiomycota, Ustilaginomycetes, Ustilaginales. The coding region runs from base 1 to 852 and encodes 283 amino acids. The transcript is spliced from 2 exons. Gene Ontology annotation, biological process: 'de novo' pyrimidine nucleobase biosynthetic process; 'de novo' UMP biosynthetic process. Gene Ontology annotation, molecular function: orotidine-5'-phosphate decarboxylase activity. The record is from RefSeq and is a predicted model, not a curated record.
AUGUCGAGCAUCACACUUCAGUCUUACGCAUCGCGUGCGGCCAAGCAGCCGAACCCGGCGGCGAAAGCGCUACUGGAAUGCAUGGAGCGCAAGCAAACCAACCUCUGCGUCUCGAUCGACGUCACUAACAAGCAAGACCUGCUCGACGUGUGCGAGGCGGUCGGUCGCAACGUUUGCCUUGUAAAGACGCACAUUGAUAUUGUCGAGGAUUUCGACAUGGACCUGGUGCAUCAGCUGACUCAGCUCAGCGAGAAACACGACUUUCUGAUCUUCGAGGAUCGAAAGUUUGCCGAUAUCGGCAACACCGUCAGCUUGCAAUACUCUGCCGGAGUGCACAAGAUCGCCUCGUGGUCGCAUAUCACCAAUGCACACCUUGUUCCUGGUCCAAGCGUGAUUUCUGGUCUCGCCAAAGUCGGCCAACCGCUCGGACGCGGACUCUUGCUGCUGGCAGAGAUGAGCUCGGAAGGCGCUCUCACCAAGGGCGACUACACGCAAGCAUGCGUCGACGAGGCGCACAAGGACACCACCGGAUUCGUGUGCGGCUUCAUCGCCAUGUCGCGCGUCGACGAAAGGGAGCGUGCCAACACGCAUCGCGAUCUGCUCAUCUUGACGCCUGGUGUCGGGCUGGAUGUCAAGGGAGACGGCUUGGGUCAGCAGUACCGUACCCCCGACCAGGUGAUUCGCGAAAGUGGAUGUGACGUCAUCAUUGUCGGCCGCGGAAUCUACGGUGCGUUGACCACCGAGGAGGGUAAGGCGGAUAAGAAGGCGGCGUUUGCCAAAGUCAGCGAGCAAGGCGAGAGGUAUAAAACCGCGGGUUGGGACGCCUAUCUGAAACGUAUUGGUCAGAAGUAG